This is a messenger RNA of Exophiala xenobiotica, 532 nucleotides long. RefSeq lists its product as uncharacterized. NCBI's taxonomy places the organism in Eukaryota, Fungi, Ascomycota, Eurotiomycetes, Chaetothyriales, Herpotrichiellaceae. The transcript has a single exon. The record is from RefSeq and is a predicted model, not a curated record. The coding region runs from base 126 to 332 and encodes 68 amino acids.
AAACACGUCUGACAUACUUGGAAUCACUUGGAAUCACCGCUGGCGGUAGAUAUCGGCUCAAUCAGUCCCCUUAUUCCCAAAGCACUGCCUCGAACGCGAAGUCUACCUCACAUCAAUCCCUCAACAUGCCUCGCGGCGCCAAGUUCAGCUUCGCCUACAACAGUAUUGUCCUCGACCAUCAAGCCAUUCAAACCCGCAAAGCGAUGAGCCGAGUCAAGGCAAAUUAUCAUCUGUUCUUACGCAAUCAGCCGCGAGCACCGCAACUUAGAACUCAAGAUCUUGGUCCGCCCAGGAAGUGGCAGGUGCCCAGGAUGAAGAACCUAGAAGAAUGAGGGUUGAAAGCAUUCGCUGGGCUUGUACAGAGGAAUAUCACGACUCUGCUGUUUGGCGUCUGGCGUCUGGCAUUUGGCGAAAAUCCUCAAAAGGACCGGAAAGUGAUACCACAUGAUGUAUUGAUAUGGCUGGUUGGACCAGAUGGAUAACCUCUCGAAUCUCAACUUUGAUAGUAUGUAUGAAGAACUGUCUCAUCUCU